Messenger RNA from Hippocampus zosterae (dwarf seahorse), 999 nucleotides. It is a transcript of the gene gsx2, whose product is annotated as GS homeobox 2. Gene Ontology annotation, biological process: regulation of DNA-templated transcription. Gene Ontology annotation, cellular component: nucleus. The transcript is spliced from 2 exons. Gene Ontology annotation, molecular function: sequence-specific double-stranded DNA binding; DNA-binding transcription factor activity, RNA polymerase II-specific. The coding region runs from base 53 to 805 and encodes 250 amino acids. The record is from RefSeq and is a predicted model, not a curated record. NCBI's taxonomy places the organism in Eukaryota, Metazoa, Chordata, Actinopteri, Syngnathiformes, Syngnathidae.
GAGCUCCCGAGGGGCAUCACAUGCAACAGACGAGCGUGCUAACUCUCCAACCAUGUCCAAAUCUUUCUACGUGGAUUCGCUCAUCGUCAAAGACGCCCGUCCGGCCGAACACCCGACGACGGUGACGGCGGCGGCGGCUGCGCACGACUUCCUGCUGCCCAUCAGCGUGCACACGCCGGGCGUGGUGCCGGCGUGCCCGUCCAGGAAGAGCGGCGCGUUCUGCGUGUGCCCGCUGUGCGUCACCACUCAACUGCACCACGCGUCGAGGAGCGGCGCGCCAAGCCUCAAGGGCCACUUCGCGGCGGGCGCGGAAGCGGCGCAGUACUGCCACAGGCUCGCCCACCACCAGCACCAGUCGGCCGCGCUGGCACAUCCGGGACAUGCACCUGUUUGCGCGGCGUCCGUUUUCAGCGAUCCGCGGAGGUACCACUGCAUCUCCAUGGGCGCCUCAGAGGGCAGCCACAUCCAGAACGGCAAGCGCAUGCGCACGGCCUUCACCAGCACGCAGCUGCUGGAGUUGGAACGCGAGUUCUCCAGCAACAUGUACCUGUCCCGCCUGCGCCGCAUUGAGAUCGCCACCUACCUCAGCCUGUCCGAGAAACAGGUGAAGAUCUGGUUCCAGAACCGCCGCGUCAAACACAAGAAGGAGGGCAAGGCGGCACAAAGGAGUUCCCACGCGCCUGGCGGUGGCGGCAGCGGCGGCGCGUGCAAGUGCUCGGGCGUGCACUUCGCUCGCUCGGAAGAUGAGGAGUCCCUCUCUCCCGCCUCGACCUCAGAGGAGAAGGACGGGGUGCUCAUCAUGUGACUGCCGAGGCUUUGGACCAAGUGACCUCUAGGAGCCUAAAACAAAUGCAUGAAAACUGUUGAAGAGGAAAACUUUAUUGAUAAUGUGAAUGCACGUUUUGACAGAAAUGAACUCGAUUUCGUAAAACGGUGUUCUCAAACUGGUUGUCCGCAAGGCAAAGCUUGGCGACUAACUUGCAAUGAUAAUGUUGGCGG